CAAGGCCCAAAUGUCCUGGGUCUUUUGCACUGUAGGUCAUUGAUUCCACCAGCCAUUCCAUUAUAGGUGACCGGAAGAACAAGAGAACAAGAAUCAGGACCACCUUCACCAUGGCACAGCUGCUUCAGCAGAUAUUCCAGGUUACCCACUACCCCGACGUACAGACACGUGACCAGCUGGCUGCAAAAAUCCAGCUCCCAGAGAUCCAAGUGCAGAUAUGGUUUCAAAACCGAAGGGCGAAAUGGAGGAAAUACGAAAAACUGGGCAAUUUCGGAGGGCUCCAGCAUCUCACGUCGGUCUAUAUGGUCCCUGCCCCAAAGUCAGAUUGCAUGGACUUUAGUCUGCAGUCAAGCAAGUUACAUGAUGUGGACCUGUCACAUUUUUAUUACCCCUUCCAAGAGCACCUUUCUUUAGCAUAUGGACCAAGCAUGGCACCUCUAAAUCCAACAUUUCCACUGCCUUUUCCGGUCACUUAUUUAUGAGCCACUGCACAAAACAACGUCAUAGUUAAUGAAGUGAAACAUAAAGAUAUGUGCCAACCUUCCAGUGGCAUUUGGGAGCAAUUAAGAUGAUAAGUGGUGCCACCGACUGCAUGGAUUGUUUUUCUUAAAAGCUUAGAGCAAAGGGCUCAUUCUAUGGUGAGGAAAUUGAUGGAGAAUGCUCAAGGAGCUCCCCAGGGAAAAGCCUUUCAAGGUAUAAUGAAGACAAGCAGGAUCCUAUCUGCCGGAUUUAUUUGGUACGAUUGCAUUGCUGGAAAUGUUUCAAAUUGGAUCACUUCCCGUUAUGAGGUUUUAUGUACGUCAGAUUUGCCGUGGAAAUUAGUGAUGUGCAGGCCUGCCCUAUAUCUGCAGGACCCAUGUGGCUUGGUUGGGUUCAGGCCAACAAACGCACAGUGAGUUCGGGCCGAGCUCUUCUUGCCACCCAUCCUGCUUGCGACCUAAGUAUAAACCGAUUCCGCUCCGCCAGAAGCAGCGGGUUGGAGUCAAGUGCGGGUCGACAAUUUGUUGAUCCGCACAUCACUAGUAGAAAUGUAUAUUCUCAUAUGUAUAUUCUUGUUGAGGUUUCAAACAAAUAAAAUGUAGUAACAAUGA
Xenopus laevis (African clawed frog) is the source of this 1091-nucleotide messenger RNA. Its product is annotated as intestine-specific homeobox-like. Lineage: Eukaryota; Metazoa; Chordata; Amphibia; Anura; Pipidae. The record is from RefSeq and is a predicted model, not a curated record. The coding region runs from base 111 to 482 and encodes 123 amino acids. The transcript has 3 exons.